UCAGAGAGUUCCUUCCCCUGAGAGAAUUCUGCUCCAACCACAUUCCAUCUGUUACGCUCUUCAGCGGGCCGGCGGCUUCCUUCGUAGUGAACAGCAUUAUCGCUGUCCUGCCCACUCCCUCGCGAACGAAGCAAAUAGAGCAAGGUCUUACUUUCAGCUCUCUGGCCGGUGGAUCCGGAAUCCAUGUCAGAACUCCGCACAGGACCCGUCUCAGAUGGUCGGCUGAAAAGGCACCCCCCUUCCUGCCGAGAGGACAUGCGCCCCCGGUUCUGCGUGAACUCCGACAUUGCAGACUGGCUUGCCUCCAUUCACCUGGAGAGAUACCUGGGCACCUUCAAGCAGCUCGGAUAUCGGUCCGUGAGGGAUGUGAUCUCUUUGGGCCAGGAGGAUCUGCAGAAGCUGGGCGUCACGGCUACCGGGCACCGCAAAAGGAUUCUGAACCUAGUGCAGCAAACUCAACUGCUGGUGGGGGACAAAAACCGACACAUGGCAGGCGAUGGGCGUUACAAGUCUGUCAAAGGUGCGGAUUCUCCGGAGGGGCCUAAACCAAAGAACGGCUUUGGCCGGAGCCACGAAAUCUCAUCGGAAAUGGUUUCUGGCCUUGAGAUCGACCGUGAAUCAUUGGACUUCUCCCGUCCUCGGUCACCAGAGGGGGAUCCGGCCCCUCUGGUGACCAAGCCGGUACCCAAGCCCAGGACUGUGUUUCCCCGCGUGCGCCAAGGAACCAAGCUGGAACAGGACUCAGUGCUGCCAGCGUGCGCAUCUCUGACUGUCAAUAAAGCCACUUCUGGUUCAGAACAUGCGCCAACAACCUGUGCGGUUCUGGAGGGACGUGAUGCCGAGGAAGGUACUGCGGGUGCCGAGGGGGCCCCGGCUGGGCUGCGAGAUCGAAUCCCAGGGAUCAGUCUGCCACCCCAGAGCGGGUCGAGAGGAGUGGACACGGGGCCUGCACCGCAACCUUCGGCCCCUCUGAAUGAAAGGAGCCGCCAGGUCGAGUGCCCGUCGGGCGCCUCCUUUUCUUCUGCCCUCACGUGUGUUCCCUGCGCAAGCCAGCCUGCAGGCAGCCACCCAGCCGAACCUGUUGCGACUGCUGCGAUGGUGCUGCGGGAGCCGUUGGCGGUUCAAAACGCUCUCUCCAGGGCAGCCUCCCCGCAGGGAGGGGCCCAGAGUGUGCCUGAGGACCCUCGGGAAAAAGCUGAGCUCCUGCCUUCGCCAGCUGCCAGCCCGGGAGUGAAGGAUCCUGCAAGAAACCAUCCCAGCGUGCCGUCUGCAGACCCGGCCAUGCAAAACGGGACUCCAGAGGGCGAGCUGGCUCGUUUCCUGGGACAGCCCGGCCCGGGCCUGCACCACAUGCCACAGGCGCUUAUCAACAGGACAGACCCUACGGAGGAACUCAUCAGCCCCUACUGUGAGGGCAUGUUUGGACAUUCGUGGCCUUGCCAGGAGCAGGAAUACGAAGAGUUGCCAGAAUGUGCACCAAGCCAGGGCGGAGGAGGAAGAGGAGAAGGGUCCCUGAACGGAAGCUGCAACACAGAUGAAAUAAAUGCGGCUGCGAAGAGCAGGGCCAGCUUUGUGACCCAGAGGGAGCCCGAGGGCUAUUCUACAGUGGAGUCUCCCCAAGCCAGAGGCUCCCUGCAAGGACUCUGCGACCAUCUGCACAUGGAUGAAGCUUUGGACGACUUGACCAUCUCUCCCUAUGCCAGCUACACCUCCUUGUCGGAGCGCCCAGCCAGCGUGCUCAGAGGCUGGUUGGACAAGCUCUCCCCACAAGGGAACUACGUUUUCCAGCGCCGAUUUGUCAGAUUCGACGGGAAAAACCUCAUGUAUUUCAACAACGAGAAGGAGCCCUACCCGAAAGGCCUGAUUCCCCUCUCUGUCAUUGAGAUGGCCCGUCCCACCAAGGACAACAAGUUCCAGGUCGUCACGAGUCACAGGAUCUUUGUCUUCCGCGCCGAAAAUGAAGCACAGCGGAAUGACUGGUGCAGCACCCUGCAGCGGAAGGUGACUGAGCAACGCCUGCUUUCGCCCCGGCCUCCCCCCAGCAGUAGUGGAAAGCUGAUCCAGAAAUCUGGCUACCUGGAGCUCAAGAGCUACAAGUCCAAGGUCUUCGUAGCUCUUAUCCUGUCCGAGCUGUGGCUGUACAAAAGCGAGCAGUUCUUUAAAAUCGGCAUCGCCAUCUGCCUGAUCGAGAUGCAGGGCUCCACGAUUCGGGAGGCAAAAGGCCGCAGCUUUGAGCUCAUCACUCCCCUCAAGAUCUUCAGCUUCGGAGCGGAGUCCGAGCGAGAGAAGCGGGAGUGGAUGGAGGCCUUGCAGAACUCGAUCGCUGAGACGCUCUAUGACUACGAGGUGGCUGAGAAGAUCUGGUCCAACAGAGCCAACCGCUUCUGCGCCGAUUGCCGCACCCUGAACCCCGACUGGGCCUCCAUCAACCUGUGUGUGGUGAUCUGCAAGCAGUGCGCAGGUCAACAUAGGAGCCUGGGCUCCAGCAUUUCUAAGGUGCAGAGCCUGAAGCUAGACACAAGUGUCUGGAGCAACGAGAUGGUUCAGCUAUUCAUUGUGCUGGGGAAUGAGCAAGUGAACAGGUUUUGGGCCGCUCGCCUCCUGCCCUCUGAGGCCUUGUACCCGGAUGCCAGUGCUGAGCAGAGGCGGGACUUCAUCACCCAGAAGUACCGCUAUGGUCACUACCGCUUGCCACAUCCCCAGUUCAGCAGCCAGGAACACCUUCUGCAGGCUCUGUGUGCCACUGUUUCUGGACCUGGGCUCCUGCAGAGGAUGCUACAGUUCUUUGCAGCUACCGCAGAAGGUGAAGCAGGAAGUUACGAGGCUGUUUCAGAGGCUGAGAUAGACCGGCGACAGAGCGGUCCGGGUGGCAUGGAGGAGCUGAACCCGGAAGGGGUCUACAAUGAGGUCACCCAACCUGUGGUCCACAGUGGCUACCUUUACAAGGCUCCAACCAUGACUAAACUUGCAGCUGCCAAGAAAAGCAGAGAGGAAUUUCAAAAAGUCUGGUGUUCCCUGGAGAAGUGUCUUCUGGUCUUUGAGAAUGACAGCAGCUUGGAACCCAUGGGGAAGACAGAAAUGGAGGAAGUGAUGUCACUGGGCGUCAAUAGAACGUAUGCAUCUGCCAGCCCUGGCUCCUCAGACAGGUUUCCCUUCACACUGGAACUCUUUCUAAGCAGUGACCGAGUACAGCUACUAGGGGCAGACAAGCCGGGCACGCUGCAGUCUUGGGCCAGUGCCAUUGGCAAGUGGUUCACCCCUCUCUGCUGCCACUGCCUGCUGAGCUAUGAGUUCCAGAGGGUGGGCAGGCUGAGCUACAAGUCCAUGCUGAAUCCCGGCCAGUGGCUGCAAGGCUUCUUCAUCCUCCAGAAGUCCCACCUCUUCAUCUGCCCCAAGGAAGGAGAGGGAGCUGCCGAGGACAGCAUUAAUUUGCGGCAGCUGCAGGAGCUCAGUGUUGUGCCCCUUGCUGAAGAUCCAGAGAAGAAGGAAAUGCUGGUCCUUGUGGAGAUGGGGCGGACCUUCCAUCUCCAAGGGGCCUCCCGACUGGACUUCUCUGCGUGGUGCGUGGCUAUCCAGGCCUCGGCAGGAGGCCAAGGGAAUGCCUUGCGGGACCAGCAGCUCAGCCGAAGCGGCAUCCCCAUCAUUGUGAACAGCUGCAUUGCCUUCCUCACCCAGUAUGGGUUGCGGCAUGAAGGCAUUUAUCGGAAGAAUGGAGCCAAGUCCCGAAUCAAGGCUCUGAUGGAGGAGUUCCGACGUGAUGCCCGAAACGUCAAGUUGCGCAUCAGCGACAAUUUCAUUGAGGAUGUGACGGAUGUGCUGAAGAGGUUCUUCCGGGAGCUGGAGGAUCCCGUGUUCACCACACACCUGCACCCCCAGUGGAAGGAAGCUGCCGAAAUUUCCGAGAAGCCCCUACGACUGGAGCAGUACAAGAAGCUGAUAAACCAGCUGCCUCAUGUCAAUCGCAGGACUCUGGCUGCUCUGAUUGGCCAUCUGUACCGGGUUCAGAAGUGUGCUGACCUCAAUCAGAUGACCACCAAAAACCUGGCUCUGCUGUUCGCCCCCAGCCUCUUCCAGACUGACGGCAAAGGGGAACACGAGGUCCGCGUGAUGGAGGACCUGAUUGACAACUAUGUCCAUGUCUUCAAUAUCGACGAGGACCGAGUGUCGCAGAUGGACUUGGAGAACAGCUUGAUUACUACCUGGCGAGAUGUUCAGCUCUCCCAGGCUGGCGAUCUCAUUCUGGAGGCUUAUUUGGAGCAGAAGAACCCCGAUCGUUGUGUCACUCUGAAGGUAUCCCCGGUGAUGACGGCAGAAGAGCUGACCAAUCAGGUACUGGAGAUGCGGAAUGUGGCAGCCAGUGUGGACCUUUGGCUGACCUUCGAGGUCUUGGAGAACGGUGAGCUAGAGAGCCCCCUGCACCCUACCGGGAGAAAGGUCCUGGAGCAGGCGCUGCAGUGGUGCAAGUUGCCCAAACCUGGCUCUGCCUAUUUGCUGGUCAAGAAGGUGCCCAUCAAGGAAGGCACCUGCCUCUCUACAGGCGCCAAACGCGAAAGCCCCAAAUGCGGGCUGUUGAAGUGCCGCGAGGAUCCACCCAGGCUUCUGGGGAGCAAGUUUCAGGAGCGCUACUUUGUCAUCAAGGACCGCAAGCUGCUGCUGCUGAAGAGAAACGGGGAGAGUGCCAGGCCAGAACGGGAGUGGCUGCUAGACUUGGCGAAGGCUCACAUGGGGAGUUGGGAGCUGAAACCCCCCUCACCCAGUAAAUGGAGUUUCACUCUGAUUCUGGAAAAGCAGCACCUGUAUUUAUCAUGCACGGGGCAAUCGGAGCUGUGGGACUGGACCACCAGCAUCCUGAAAGCCCAGCACGACGGCCUCCGCCCAGUGAUCCUGCGCCGACACUCUUCUUCUGACCUGGCCAAGCAGAAGUUUGGUACCAUGCCCUUGAUCCCGCUGCGAGGAGACAGCACCAAUCCCAUCAUGCUCUCUGCUAACCAGACUUUGAGGCGUCUGCAUACGCGAAGGACGUUAUCCAUGUUCUUUCCCAUGAAGAUGCACCAAGACUCUCUGGAGGAGCAGCAGGAGGCAGCUGAGACAGAGCCGGUCUAUGAGGAGGUGGGCAGUUUCCAAGCCGGGGAAUUUCUGGAGCUCAGUCCUUCCCUGCUGCCUCCUGUGGAUCGGACCAAGAAGCCGGCCUCCUGCUCUGAGCAAGCACUGCCUGGCUCCCUGCCACCCUGCCCUGCCCCAAGGGCCUCUGGGACAAACUCUGGAAAGGCCCUCUCCCUCGAGAGGGGCCUCUGGCUGGAGCCAGAUAAGGCUACCAUGAUCAGCAGGCUCCCCAGACACAGGGGGGUGACUCACAGUAGCCCUGCAGAGAGAACAGCUGACCCACCCCAAAAGGCACCUGCCCCCAACAAAGAGCAGGACCCUGUGGUGCAAUUCCUUCCUCCAGAGACACCAUCUGCCCUGGGCACUCAAGUUGGCGAGACAAGGAAGAAGAGCACAUUGCUCAGUGACAGACUCAUGGAGGAACUGAGCACGGCCAUCUUGCAGAAGAACGACGGCUUGGCCGCUCUGCCCCCAAGACGGCAGGACCUCUCCUCAGCUUCUGGGGACCAGGCCCAGCUGCGAGGGUCUGGCCCCACCUAAAUGGGAACUGGGAUCAGCAGUGUUUAUGGGCUGUAAGAAUGGGUCAGGGGGAAGGGUUGGACGGAGCUGGAUUUGACAGCUGCCGAGUGCCAGUCUGGAGCAGAAAGACAGACAAGUCGACAGGCCCAGCCUUCACUCACCCUCCCUCUCCUCUUCUAUCUAAAUGUGUUAUCAUCAGAGAUCUACAAAGAAGGGUGUAGAUAAGAGGCAAAGAAAGAAACCCCUCGUUGGGUGUUUUCCGGGCGGUGUGGUCGUGGUCUGGUAGUUCCUGCUCCUAACGUUUUGCUUGAAUCCGUGGUUGCCAUCUUCAAAGGCCUGUCAUGGUAAGAUGUGUUUCUCUCUAUGGUGAUAGAAAGACAUCUUAUCAUGACACGCCUCUGAAGAUGGCAGCCACAGAUGCGGGCAACACGCUAGGAGCGAAACCUACCAGACCACAGCCACAAGGCCCUGAAAGCCCACAACAGUCCAUAGAUUCUAGCCGUGAAAGCUUUUAACAAUACUGCUCGUAUCCCUCUGAAAUAUAGUAAUUUGAUACUCA
Messenger RNA from Sphaerodactylus townsendi, 6181 nucleotides. RefSeq names its product ArfGAP with RhoGAP domain, ankyrin repeat and PH domain 3 (gene ARAP3). Gene Ontology annotation, biological process: signal transduction; positive regulation of GTPase activity. Lineage: Eukaryota; Metazoa; Chordata; Lepidosauria; Squamata; Sphaerodactylidae. The transcript has 34 exons. Gene Ontology annotation, molecular function: phosphatidylinositol-3,4,5-trisphosphate binding; GTPase activator activity; protein binding. The record is from RefSeq and is a predicted model, not a curated record. The coding region runs from base 184 to 5643 and encodes 1819 amino acids.